AUGGUCACGUUGAGAUCAGCAUGGAGCGUGAGGCGGGUAGUAUCCACUGGUGUGGCUCAGAAGAGAACUCUGCAUGCCAAAACAAGCCCGUUUCCCGAAAAACUGGCAUUUGCUUUUGACAUUGAUGGAGUGCUCAAGCAAGGUCACCAUAAUGUCUUACCUCAGGCGAAGAGAGUAUUGAGAUUGUUAUCAGGGGCAGAUGGAAGAUUACCAAAGCCGAUACCUUUCCUACUGAUAACGAAUGGCGGUGGUGUACCUGAUGAAGAGAGGAGGAAAGCUUUGUCAGAGGAAUUAGGCGUCGAGUUGACUGAGAACCAAUUGGUUCAAAGUCAUACACCUAUCAAAGAUUACGUAGACAAGUAUAGGGAAAAUCCAGUAUUGAUUGUCGGUGGGAAAGGUGAAAGUUGCAGAAGAGUUGCCGAGUCGUACGGAUUGAAACACGCUUUCAUACCGCAAGAUAUCGUCGCUUGGAAACCUUCAAUAUGGGAUAGGACGGAAUUGACAGAAGCAGAAAGGAGCUUUGUAAGGACAGAAGACUUUUCCAAUAUUCCAUUCUCAGCUGCUCUGAUUCUUCACGAUACGCACGAUUGGGGGAGGGACAUAACCUUGAUACUGGACCUAUUAUCAUCGGAUAAAGGGAUAUUCGGUACAAGGAGAGAAGGUCAUAAUAGGGCAGAUGUGAAAGGUGAUGUCGAAUUGGUAUUCUCAAAUGCGGAUGUCGAGUGGAGAUCAGACUGGCCCAUACCGAGAUUGGGUCAAGGCGCAUUCAGACUCUCCCUUGAAAGUGUAUACAAGGAAACAACGGGACUCGAUCUACCAUAUAAACAAUUUGGGAAACCAUUCAAAGCAACAUAUGAUUUCUCGGAAUUGAUGUUAAGACGUUACCUAUCUUCGGUAGGGAGAGAUCCAAAAGGCCCUUUGAACGUGUACAUGGUGGGCGAUAAUCCAUUAUCAGAUAUCGACGGAGCCAACAGACAUGGUUGGUCAUCGAUAUUAGUAAGGACAGGUGUUUUCCACGAUACCCAUGGUGAAAAACCGAGUCAUACACCCACGAUCAUUUGUGAUGAUGUCGAAAAGGGAGUUGAGUGGGCCAUCGAACAGGAAUUGAGAAGGGGGUCAUAA
Kwoniella shivajii is the source of this 1122-nucleotide messenger RNA. Its product is annotated as TIGR01456 family HAD hydrolase. Lineage: Eukaryota; Fungi; Basidiomycota; Tremellomycetes; Tremellales; Cryptococcaceae. Gene Ontology annotation, biological process: glycerophospholipid biosynthetic process. The record is from RefSeq and is a predicted model, not a curated record. The coding region runs from base 1 to 1122 and encodes 373 amino acids. Gene Ontology annotation, cellular component: mitochondrion. The transcript has 10 exons.